CAUAUGACGUCCACCCACUCUAACCGCGCAUGCAUGGCUCCGGGGGCGAGCAGCGCGGCGAUCAGUGCGGAUCACCGAUGUCACAUAUCAGUGCCCAUCUGAGCUGCCUUUCAGUGUCACCUAUCAGUGUGCAUCAGUACCACCUAUCAGUGCCCGUAAGUGCUGCCUAUCAGUGCCAGUCAGUGCCACCUAACAGUGCCAGUCAGUGCCACAUAUCAGUGCCCAUCUGAGCUGCCUUUCAGUGUCACCUAUCAGUGUGCAUCAGUACCACCUAUCAGUGCCCGUAAGUGCUGCCUAUCAGUGCCAUCAGUGCUGCCUAUCAGUGCCAGUCAGUGCCACAUAUCAGUGCCAUAUAUGAGUGCUGCCUUUCAGUGCCCAUCAGUGAUGCCUGUCA
Messenger RNA from Staurois parvus, 394 nucleotides. The record is from the annotation of a GenBank genome assembly. NCBI's taxonomy places the organism in Eukaryota, Metazoa, Chordata, Amphibia, Anura, Ranidae.